Nycticebus coucang (slow loris) is the source of this 5247-nucleotide messenger RNA. It is a transcript of the gene SLC30A9, whose product is annotated as solute carrier family 30 member 9. Lineage: Eukaryota; Metazoa; Chordata; Mammalia; Primates; Lorisidae. Bases 159 to 1871 code for a protein of 570 amino acids. Gene Ontology annotation, cellular component: nucleus; membrane. The transcript is spliced from 18 exons. The record is from RefSeq and is a predicted model, not a curated record. Gene Ontology annotation, biological process: positive regulation of transcription by RNA polymerase II; zinc ion transport; transmembrane transport. Gene Ontology annotation, molecular function: monoatomic cation transmembrane transporter activity.
GGCGUCGCUAAUGACGUUACCGUUUCCGGGUCGGUGAGGCCGCCCGCGGGGGCGCAGGUAUCUACAGCUGCCGGUGUCCAGUCUAUGGAGUCAGUUGGUGCCGGAGGCGGCGCGGAGGCAGGAGGCGUUGUCCGACUAGGGGCUUCUGCCCCGCCAGGAUGUUACCGGGCUUGGCCGCCGCCGCUGCGACCCACAGAUGUAGCUGGUCCUCACUGUGCCGGCUCCGUCUGCGCUGCAGGGCGGCGGCCCACGGCUCCAGCGACCGCCAGGGAUGGCAGAAUUUAGUGACAUUUGGAAGCUUUUCAAACAUGGUUUCAUAUAGUCCUUCAUAUGUUUGUAUACUCAGUCAAGUAAAGUUGUAUUCCACGAAUAUUCAGAAAGAAGGACAAGGAUCACAGUCUCUCAGAGUGGAAAAAGUACCAUCUCUUGAUGAAACAGCAGAAAAUAUAGGUGCAGAACUCAAAGCUCCACUUAAGCAAGACCCUCUCCAAGUAAGAGUUAAAGCAGUUCUUAAGAAAAGGGAGUAUGGAUCAAAGUACACUCAGAAUAAUUUCAUUACUGGAGUCAGAGCAAUGAAUGAGUUCUGCCUGAAAUCCAGUGAUCUUGACCAACUUCGAAAAAUUAGACAACGAAGUCCCCAUGAAGAUACUGAGUCCUUUACUGUAUACUUGAGAUCAGAUGUGGAAGCAAAAUCGUUGGAAGUCUGGGGAAGCCCUGAAGCUCUUGCCAGAGAAAAGAAACUGCGUAAGGAAGCAGAGAUAGAAUACAGAGAACGGCUAUUUAGAAAUCAAAAAAUAUUAAGGGAAUAUAGAGAUUUCUUGGGAAACACCAAGCCACGCUCCAGAACAGCAUCAGUGUUCUUUAAAGGGCCAGGAAAAGUGGUGAUGGUUGCCAUUUGCAUCAAUGGGUUAAACUGUUUCUUUAAAUUUCUUGCCUGGAUUUAUACGGGUUCAGCCAGUAUGUUCUCAGAAGCUAUACACUCAUUAUCUGAUACUUGUAAUCAGGGUUUACUAGCAUUGGGCAUCAGUAAGUCUGUUCAAACACCAGAUCCUUCUCAUCCUUAUGGAUUUUCAAAUAUGCGCUAUAUUUCUUCGCUAAUUAGUGGUGUUGGUAUUUUCAUGAUGGGUGCAGGACUAUCGUGGUACCAUGGAGUCAUGGGAUUGCUUCAUCCUCAACCAAUGGAAUCCCUUCUAUGGGCAUAUUGUAUUUUAGCAGGAUCAUUGGUAUCUGAAGGAGCCACACUUCUUGUUGCUAUAAAUGAACUUCGUAGGAGUGCUCGGGCCAAAGGAAUGUCGUUUUACAAAUAUGUAAUGGAAAGUCGUGAUCCUAGUACAAAUGUUAUAUUAUUGGAAGAUACUGCAGCAGUCUUGGGAGUGAUAAUAGCAGCUUCUUGUAUGGGCCUUACUUCUAUAACAGGCAAUCCACUGUAUGACAGCCUAGGUUCUCUGGGUGUGGGCACCUUAUUAGGUGUGGUAUCAGCAUUCCUCAUCUACACUAACACAGAAGCGCUCUUAGGGCGAUCCAUCCAGCCAGAGCAAGUCCAGCGGCUUACUGAACUCCUGGAGAAUGACCCGUCAGUAAGGGCAAUUCAUGAUGUUAAAGCCACAGAUCUGGGAUUAGGUAAAGUAAGAUUUAAGGCAGAAGUAGAUUUUGAUGGACGAGUUGUUACGAGAUCGUAUUUGGAGAAACAAGAUUUUGACCAAAUGCUACAAGAAAUUCAGGAAGUGAAAACUCCUGAAGAACUGGAGACGUUUAUGCUUAAACAUGGAGAAAAUAUUAUUGAUACUUUAGGAGCUGAAGUAGAUAGACUUGAGAAAGAACUGAAAAAACGAAAUCCUGAAGUUCGACAUGUAGAUUUGGAGAUACUGUAAAUUUGAUGGAAUGGAUCACCUUGGUGAAGGCCGUGGAAACAAGUUUAUUAAGCCUCUCUACAAAGCCCAUUUCCUCCUCUCCCACAUUGAAGGAGUUGGUGCUGUUCAGAAGCCUUUUUUUUUUUGUAAGAUGGAGGAAAUAUUUUAUGUAUAGAUCAGUUCAACAGGCCACAGAAUGAAAUCUACUUCUUACAUCUAAGAGACUCACUACAAGUUGAAUCAAUUUGAAAAUCAUGUUUUUAUGCUUCCAUAGGGAACAUUUUGGUUACUUAGUUUAUAGUUUCUCAUUAUAGCUUGUCACUGUAUAUUGUACCUUGUAAUCAUGUUUCCUUUCUUCGCAUUGGUAAGAGAGUGGCACCCAGGGGAUGAUAAUUUUUAAUUUUGAUGCCACUGAAGACUUCACUCCAUGAAUCUCAAAUAUUCUGGAUUAAUUUUGGUAUGUGGUUUUUAAACAGUCACUCCACUUCAAAGUUUGUCUUUCCUUGUGGAAUGUGGAAAUUAUUUCAAAUCUUGUAAUUUUGACCUAAGUGCUAAGAGGAACACUCUCCUAACCAAGUUAUCCAUAAAUGUUAAUUCUAAAAAUGGCUUAGUUUACUGAAUUGAAUGAAGACAUUUCUGUACAUUAUUUUAGAUCAUAGGAGUUGCCAUUUUUGUAAGAUUUCUUUUUCUUCUUUCCUUUUUUCCCCUUAUUUGGUUUAAUUUUUUUAACAUUAGGAAAUAUAAAGUAAUCCUGAAUAUUUCCAGGGCCAGUGUGCUUUUUUUUUGUUUUUUUUUUUUAAACUGGCUCCAGUGCCAUGUUUAUUUACUGGGAGAUAAUAAUAUGACCACUUUAACAUUCUGUAAAAUGGACUGAAAAUAUUUAUUAUACAGACAGAGUAGCAUUUUUAAUUUAUUUUUUAAAAGGCACUACUUAUAUAAAUCUGAACUGCAGGAUAUUUCUUGCUUUAAGAGAGAGACCAGUAAAUCUCUUAUACUGAAACUUGUGGUCAUGAUUUGUAUAUUAUAGUCAAUAGUGUAUCUAUGAGUUUGUUGCAGUUAAAACUGGGCAUUUAGUGUAAUAUAUUGGCUAAGUAAAUAGCUUUCUAAUGACCAUAAGUUAUCACGGUGAAAAAACACGCAAGUCUCAGUCAUAAAAUAUAAUGAUAAAAGUAUACCUGUCUCCAUCAGAACAGCUUCUCUGCUCAGGUAGCAGUGAGCGUUGGUCGUCUGAGAAGAUAGCUGGGUGAUGUCUGCCUGAUGAGUGAGUGCUUAACAUGCAGACCUAGCAGCCCCUUCGAGGUCAGUGUCAGAAAACUUACUGAGAUGGAAGCUUAUGAAAUAUAGCAGAUUUCAGUGCUGGAAACAAAAAUAAAUCUUUGACUAAAGGGCUUGUAAUGGUGAUUUUUGAUCCAGAAAUGUUAUUUACUAGGAGAAUUUACAUUCGCAUAUUUUUUCUUUUAUUGUCACAGAGCAUUUUGCAUGUAUACAUUUUAAAUGAAAUAGCAUUCCAGUUUUAAUUUUUAAGAUAGAAAAAAUUGUUUAAUAUAUUUAUAAAUUUGAUUCUCUGUACCUAUAGUUCAAAACCCUUAGCCCCUACUCCCCUCCCCCUUCCGCCCCCAGAGACAGAGUCUCACUCUGUCACCAGGCUAGAGCGUAGUGGUAUGAUCAUAAUUCACUGCAGUCUCCAACUCCUGGAGUGAUCCUCCAAGUGAUCCUCCUGCCUCCCAAGGUGCUGGGAUUAUAGGUGUGAGCCACCACAUCCAGCUAUUCCCACUUCCAGACAAACGUGUUUUACUCACUGUGGUUCAUUGUGUGCUUUCUAUCUCCUUCCUCUCUUCCCCUUUCCCAUCUGCCAAUUGUUACUCCAUGGCAGUGCCAUUUGGGAAAGUACCAAGUUAUACCCUGUUUCCUCCUAGUAAAAUUCCUCAGAAAAAUUUCACAUAGCUAGACAAGAAGAAUUUAUUUUUAAAACCAUUCUCAAAGUUGAUGUACAGAGGUUAUUUCAAAUGGUAAUUUUUCUUUCAGAAUUUCCCUUAAAAAGCCACCUUCUGAUAUUUCUUGGAGUUUUCUAAUCUGAUUUUGGUUGAGGUCAUACCAUUCUUAAGUAAUUAUUGAAGGUUUAUGUCAUCUUUUCUUUCUAGUUCUAUUCUGCACUGAUAUUUUGAAGUUGGUUUAUGUAAAGUUUGACAUAAAGGAGUGGCUAAUGGUAUCUAAUUCUCAAGAGGUAGAUUCCUGAACAUACAUUAAACAACCUGUGAGAUGAAAUCAGACUGAAAAAUUUUCAAGAUGUUUCAAAAACACAGUUAAUCCUGCAUACAUCCCCUUUCCACACACUGCGCAAAUCACCCAGAAUAACAAUGUCACGAGACUUGAGUUUUUGGUGUAUGAUUGUCAGUGUUACCUUAAUUAUCUCAUAAUUUAGAUAAUGCCUUUUGCUAAAAUUACACAUCUAAAGAAUGGCUUAAGUUUUUUUUUGUUUGUUUUUUUAUAUAUUUUUUUAGAGACAGAGUCUCACUUUAUGGCCCUCGGUAGAGUGCCAUGGCAUCACACAGCUCACAGCAACCUCCAACUCCUGGGCCUAAGCGAUUCUCUUGCCUCAGCCUCCCGAGUAGCUGGGACUACUAGUGCCCACCACAACACCCGGCUAUUCUUUGGUUGUAGUUUGGCCGGGGCCAGGCUUGAACCCGCCACCCUCGGUAUAUGGGCUUACUGACUGAGCCACAGGCGCCGGCCCCAUAUACCGAGGGUGGCGGGUUCAAGCCCAGCCCUGGCCAAACUGCAACAAAAACAAAUAGCCGGGCGUUGUGGCGGGCGCCUGUAGUCCCAGCUACUCGGGAGGCUGAGGCAGGAGAAUUGCCUAAGCCCAGGAGUUGGAGGUUGCUGUGAGCUGUGUGACGCCACGGCACUCUACCGAGGGCCAUAAAGUGAAACUCUGUCUCUACAAAAAAAAAAAGAAAAUCUGAUAACAGUUUGAAGUAGAAUGCUGGGAGCUACAGAAAAUUGCACAGGCAUUUGGAAUUUGUAUUAUCUUCUUAGAUUGCAUUUGUCAAGCUUUGGCAGCAUUUCUUUUCAACGUGAUGACCCCCAAUUUGCCAAACUGUCAGAAGUCAGUGAAGCAAAGAAUUGAAGGUAAAAUGUUGAUUCAAAGAUUGUCUCCCCAAAAUCCUUCAUCCCUGUCUCUGAAAUGGAACUUUGGAAGGCAUUUAUAUAGAAGAUUGGUCCAACAGCCUUUAUAUUUGCAUUUAAGUUUACUUGCAUCCCUAGACUUGGUUUUAUGGAAAAAGAAAACUUUUAUUUCUAUUACAUUGUAUUUCACCUGUCUGGUUUUGCUGGCAAAUUAAGAUGAUCCUCGUCCCUCAGGAUGCUUUUUCCGUUAAUAAAUGUCAUAUGUAAAUAA